AUGUUCCACACGGCCUUUUUGGCGGCCUCGAAGAGGCACCUGCGGUUGCGGUGCUUUCAGUGUACUCGCCUCCUUCCAUCAGAGCACUUCCCUAAGAGGAGCGGUCCGCUCAACACACUGGUCUGCGUGGGCUGCAAGGAGAUGUGCUUCGGCUGUGGCUUGCGACAGCCCCGCAGCAGCUUCAGUGACGCCGGGUCGAACAUAUGCGACCGGUGCUUGGCGAAGCAACACGUGGCGCAGGAAAAUGUGUACUUCCGCUACCCGAUACUCACCUACCGCGCCUGUCCGUUUAGUGUGGAGGAGGCACGCGGUGAGCUCUGCCAAGAGGCACAGCAGGAGAAGCCGCCGUUGCCGUGCAUGCCUCGAUAG
Messenger RNA from Leishmania braziliensis MHOM/BR/75/M2904, 369 nucleotides. RefSeq lists its product as hypothetical. The transcript has a single exon. The record is from RefSeq and is a predicted model, not a curated record. Lineage: Eukaryota; Euglenozoa; Kinetoplastea; Trypanosomatida; Trypanosomatidae. The coding region runs from base 1 to 369 and encodes 122 amino acids.